AUGUCUGCUGAGAUUCGCUCAAGGAGUGAUAUAGUGUUAAACGUUGCUUCGAGUGGUAUUGCAUCUUUACUUCUUCCCAAUGGAAGAACGGCACACUCAAGGUUCAAAAUACCGUUGAAUAUAACUGAGGAUUCUGUAUGUAACAUCAAACCUGGUUCCCCUCAAGCAAUGUUGCUGUUGAAAGCUAAACUUAUAAUUUGGGAUGAGGCUCCAAUGGUUAGUAGGUACUGCUAUGAAGCGCUUGAUAAAUGCUUGGGUGAUAUCAUGAGGUGUUCUCUAACAUAUAGCAAAGAUUUGCCCUUUGGAGGAAAAGUGGUUGUACUAGGUAGAGACUUUAGACAAGUUCUUCCUGUCAUUUCACGAGGAUCGAGACAAGAUAUCAUUCAUUCAACCGUUAAUUCGUCUUACCUUUGGAAGUUUUGUCAGGUGCUCAAACUAACAAAAAACAUGAGACUCUCUGUAGGGAUGAUUGCUUCAGAUCAAGAUGAGACAGAGCAAUUCGGUAAGUGGUUAUUGAAAGUUGGUGAUGGUCUAAUAGGUGACAAUAUGGAUGGUGAAUCUGAGAUAUGUCUUCUUAGAGAUAUUGUUAUUCCUUCUUCGGACCAGGCAUUUGAUGAGUUGGUUCAUUUUUCUUAUCCAAAUAUUUUGGAAAACAUGUCCUCAAAGAAUUUUUUCAAAGCAAGAACCAUACUGGCUCCCGCACUAGACAUCGUUGAAGAGGUCAACAACCAUCUGAUGGCUAUCAUUCCUGGAGGAAAAAAAUUAUAUCUUAGUUCGGAUUCCAUUUGUAUGGAUGAAGGGAAUAUGGAGAGUCAACUAGAUCUUUAUGGUCCUGAAUUACUGAAUAGCAUAAAUUGCUCUAGUUUUCCUACACAUAAAUUAAUACUCAAGGUUGGUGUUCCGGUGAUGUUACUGAGGAAUAUUGACCAAUCCAGUGGUCUUUGUAAUGGUACAAGGAUACAAGUUAGGACGCUUAGAAAUCAUGUCAUAGAAUGUGAAGUCUUAACGAAUAACAAUGUUGGUUAUGUUGCUUUGAUUCCUAAAAGAAUAUGGUACCAACAAAUGAAACCGUCCCAGUUAGAUUCCAACGAAGACAGCUUCCCAUAA
Messenger RNA from Arachis duranensis, 1107 nucleotides. RefSeq lists its product as uncharacterized. The coding region runs from base 1 to 1107 and encodes 368 amino acids. The transcript has a single exon. Gene Ontology annotation, biological process: DNA repair; telomere maintenance. NCBI's taxonomy places the organism in Eukaryota, Viridiplantae, Streptophyta, Magnoliopsida, Fabales, Fabaceae. Gene Ontology annotation, molecular function: DNA helicase activity. The record is from RefSeq and is a predicted model, not a curated record.